CGAGCACUAGUUAGAAAGCGGAGUUGGACGAAACAUUUCGAGAGCAAGUUUUUCUUCAUUUUUUUUUUAAUUCUUUGUUUGUUAGCAGGUUUAUAUGACGCGGAAGCAACGCGAAUAGUCUGUCUUUAAUGUAUAGAGAAUUUAUGAGCCCUGGACGGCUACACAAGCUGUUAAGUAGCUAGCUAGUGGUAAAUAUUAGCAUGUUAGCUAGCUGAGAGUUAGCCCAGGAGUUGCCAAGCUAUGGACCCGUGGAGUGCAGUCGCGGAUGAAGUGGCUUUGGAGGGACUGGAUGGGAUAACUAUUCCCACCCUGUGGAUUCGACUAGAGGAUAGACUGCCCAGGUUUCCCCUCAAGUUUGACGACUGCACGAAGGAGCUUAUCUGGAGGUCACUUAUCAGCAACACCGACCUGAAAUUUUAUGAGCUCCCAGAGGAGAGAGGGGAUGUUGUGUUGACAGACAGGUUUAAAGAGAAUGAUCCAGAGGCAGGCACUGAAACAGCACAGAAGUUUCCUGAAAAAAAGAAAGAUGUCUACCCCGUCCAUAUUAUUCUAGAAAACAAGGAUGGGAUACAGGGCUCGUGUGCCUUCUUCAUAGACAGGAUAGACAUCACUAAGCAUGUCCGAUCCAAGUCCCUCACCGCAUUGGUCAAAUUGGAGGAGGCUCUGGAAAGAUAUGGCCGAAAGCUUGUUGUGGUGGCAUCUCAGUCUCUGCGAUUCCGGACUGUGAUCGGUAGCGAGAGUGAUCCCGAUUUAAAACUGAACGACGACUCUUACUGUGUGUUGGAAAGAGUGGGCCGAGCCCGCUGGCAAGGAGAGCUACAGAGUGAUCUACAUGGAUCCUCUUUCAAGACCGAUGCUCGAAAGUUACACUACAUGAGGAAGUCUCUCGUCAAGCAUGGACUCAUCAGCAUGCAGUCUCAUGUCACACGAGUGAAGUCAGGACAACAGCAACACUCCAUACUUCUGCUGCUCAAACGCUUCCACAUAAACAGGAGGUCUAAGUAUGACAUACUGAUGGAGUACGUGUCCAAUGUCCUCCAGCAGUUACCUGGUCAGUUUGCCACUUUGAUCACAUUCAAAGAGCAACUUAACAUGAGUGACAGUACUUUCAAGCGUGUGUGUCAAUACAUGCGAACAUCCAAGUUGGUCGAGUUUUGCCAGUACCCUCUGGAGGACUUGGAUCCCAGCGCUGGGCCCUGCACCACCAAAAAAGGGAAUAAAGUGCUUGUGCGCUGUUUGAGGCUGCUGAAGCCUUAUUCAAGGAAGGGUGUCACUGAUGAUGACGAUGAUGAUGAGGAUGAGGAAGAUGACUCCGGAGCAAGAAGAGGAGCUUUCCCUCAAGAGCCGCGAAUCAUGGAGAAGGAUGUGCUGUCACAAGCCUAUCACAUCGUGUUAUCCUCUGGCACAAAGGGAAUCCCCAAGACUGGUAUCGGGUACAAGAUGAACGUUGGUAAACUGGAGUCUCGUAUGCUCUGCCGAAGACUGGAGAGGGAGGGUUUAAUUAAGGGGUUCAUGGAGGAUGAGGGUCGGCAGAGGACUACAAAAUACAUCAGCCAUAAGUCUGUGGGUGUGAGCGAUCAGCUCCAGCUGUUUGCUAAGGAGCAGGAACGCAAGAAACUCCUCUACUCGUCUGCACCACGAGCAUCACAUGCUGCACCUGCCACCCCUGAAACGCCAUCAUCCUCAAAGUCGACAGCGUCAAAAAAGAUUCGGAAAGCAGGUGGAGAAGGAGACAAAGGUGCCAUGGAGGGUGGGCAGACAUGUAGUGAUGAAGGGUUGGAUGGAGGCAGAGGUAAAGUAAGAGGAAAGUCAGGAGCAAGAGGAAAGACGACAGGGAGGAAAGGCAGUGAGACACAGACCGACCAAGUACAACCUACACCGGGUAAAUGUGAAACCUCGGCAUGCAGUGAAUCCAACACCAGUGUGGCACCUGACGUUCUCAACACAGAGCAAGCUGCAACUGAGGAAGGAGAACAAUCCAACUUGACUCCUGCCAGUUCUUUACCUCAGAGCGCGGCAUCGCCCAGUCACCCAGCAGACAACAACAUUGUGGUUGUUAAAGAUGUUUGUGAGGGGCAGAGCCCCAGUCCAAAAAAACCCAGAAAGUCUUUGGAGAGGUCUCAUGAGACGUACCGCCUGCUGAAGAGGAAGAACCUGAUCGUCGAGGCCGUGCGCAACUUCAAAAUCAUAGAGGGUCUUUUCCCCUUACAGAAGAUGAUCAAUGACGAAGAAAAGCAGGAUGGAGUCAGCUCAAAGUGCUGCAAGAAAACUAUUUUACGUCUCGUCCACGGUCUGUCCAGAGAAGGCUUGCUUAAGAUUUACACGACCACUGUCAUACAGGACGGGAUCACCAAGAAGGUUGAGAUGGUGGUUCAUCCGUCCAUUCAGCCCAAUGAUGACAUAGUGCACAGAGUUAUCGAGCAGGUCCGUUUCAAAAUCUCCAGCUCUUACUCGGCCGUACGUCUGCAGCACGCUGAAGAGAAAUUGAGAGAACAAGAAUCAGAGUCUGAAGAGGCGAGCACAGGCUCAAAUAGCAAGGCUGACAAGAGGAGAGCAAUCCUUAAAAACGAGGAGUUCAAGCCCACUACAGUUCGAGGAUUGGGUAAGACUUUUGGCUUCCAGCCUAAGAUGCAUCGUCUGCGUGUUGUUCACAACUUCUUGUGGUACUUGAUGUACGGACACCCACUCAGACACAACUCCACCAGCUCUGACUCAACCGGCGAAACGCCAGCAAACUUGUGCAGCUCUGAUCCUGAAGCCAAACACCAAGACAAGCAUGAAAAACAGGAUCUGAAAGACACACAAAACUCCACAAACACAGACCGACAGACACAGUUGCCUAAAAAAGCUGCCGCCAGCUCUGAGAAGCCACAAAUUGCAGAUUCAGCUGUGUCUAAAUUGGACGAGACAUCAGGUGAUGAAGAGGAGGAGCAGACGGAUGAAUCACCACCUGGUCGCUCUCAGUCUGACCUGAAAGUUUACACUGAUGAAGAGUCGUGGAAGAAGUUCAUUCCUCCUGUUCGUGCACACAAAGAGUUUAGUGGCGGCUGGGCGAUGGUGGGCGACCUGCUCCUCUGUCUGCCUCUCUCCAUCUUCAUUCAGGUCAUACAGAUCAACUAUAAGGUGGAUGGACUGGAGGAAUAUCUCAACGACCCUGUGAAGCAACACCAUCUUGUUAGAUCGCUGCCCGCCAGAAUGAGAAGACAGCUGCUUUAUAAACGGAAAUACCUGUUCUCAUUUCAUGAGAACCUGCAGAAGUUGGUCUACAUGGGUCUGCUGCAGUUUGGUCCUUUGGAGAAGUUUAAGGAGAAAGAUCAGGUGUUUGUGUACCUGAAACGUCACGCCACCAUCGUUGACACCACCAACGCUGAACCUCACUACUGGCUGGUCACAGAGUUAUCUGACAAACCGUUCGAGAGGCGCCAGUACACAUUCAACACUCAUGAGGAUGUUGAAAACUACUGGUUCGACCUGAUGUGUGUCUGCCUCAAUACACCACUGGGGGUAAUCCGUAGUAAGAGAAACGUGAUAGAUGACGACUCUGCUCCUUCUUUUGUGCAAGACCGCAACGUGUUUGUAGGAAUGGCAAACCUGCUAAAGGGCAGUCGUGAGGUGUGUGAUGACGGGUCGAUACCAGGAGACGGUAAAGGAGCAGGAGGUCUGGACUCUGAAUUUUUUGCUCAUCUUAAAAGGAACUGGUUGUGGACGAAUCACCUACUUUCUGUCAAACCGAGCUCAACCGGUUUGGAAGCGAAGGAAAACAAAAUCAGACUGAAGAGCUUGCUGAGUAAGAAUGCUCUCAGGAUUGCUCUUAAAGCUGGAGGAAUGACUACACCUCGAUAUGUGACCACCAAGCGACCACUGCUGUUAGAAAAUGUAGAGGUGGAUAUAGAGCCUGCUAGCAGAAACCAGAGGGUGGUCGGUGGAAAGAGACAGAAGAGGAAGAGAAGCAAGAAGGAGGUUGUCAAGGUCCCACGCAAGAAGAAGAAAGAGCCAAAGAAGCGCACCCCUGCCCACGACGAGGCGGACCACCGAGCUUUGAAAAUGAUGACCAGACAACGAGUCUACUGGUCUGUGCAGGAAGACUCACUGAUGAUGCUCUGCAGCGUGGCCUCACACCUGCUCAACAGCAAGUUGAAAAGGCCCUUCAUACCUCACUGUGGUGUGAGAGACCUGCUCCACGCAGAGUUUGAGAUGUCGAUGGAUAAAACAUCGGUUGCUGUCGGACGUCGCUCGCGAUACAUCCUCAAAAAUCCUCAGACGCUUCUGAACUACAGGAUCUGUCUGGCUGAGGUGUACCAGGACAAAUCUCUGAUGAAACUGUUGGAGGAGAAGAAACCUGGUGAUCCUGAUAAACCAGAGGAUUGCGCAGAAGCUUUCUCAGAGUACGCCAGGCUUCUCAGGCAGAAGUUCAGCACUGUCAUGAGCACUCGUGAUAUGACCAUGCCUGACACGAAACAGCAGCUCUUCUCGCGGUUUAAGGUUUCCACAAUAGACAAUGGAAAGUGGGUUUCAAGCAAAGAUGCUCUCAACAGCACAGACGACAUUCACGCCAUAGUGUUGCAUAACUUGAUCCAGAGCACUCUGGCCAUGACCAACUGUCAGAUGAAGUCGUCCAGAUCCUUUCAGACCUUCCACAUGUACAGUAGGUACAACCAGGAGCUGCUGUGCCAAGUCUUCAUACAAUGCAGGAAGAGAGGUCUGGUUAACCGCCGUCGUGUCAAUCAGCCAUUUGGGCCAAAGAAGAACCGAGCGCUUCCCAUCCUGCCCAUGUCCUACCAGCUGUCCCAGUCCUACUACAGAUGUUUUUCAUGGCGUUUUCCUCACUCGCUGUGCACCGAUUCCUUCCGCUUCUUGAGGAAUAUCAUUAACAACGGGACAAGAGACGACAGACCUCUUACUGUGUUUCACCAUGAAACUGAAAACAGGUCAGAGAACAGUAAUGGAGGGUUGGAGAGAAAAACAGGGUCUAAAAGAAAAGAAAAACAAAGCGGAGGAAAGGCUGAAGGCAGACCAGAGAGUCAACCUGAGGUACAACCAAAUACUGAGUCUACAAAGGAAGGAGAGAACGACCAAAGACAAGUGAAAGGAGACGAAAAGCUGAUGGAUGUAGACAUGAACAAUGAGGUGAUGAACAAAACAGAUGAACAGUUAAACGCAGGAGAUUGCCUCACAGCCUCCUCUGCUGAAGAUCCGUCCAGCAGGGAGCAGACAGACGAUCAUCUGCCCAAAGAAGAGCCAUCAGUAGAGGCUGCAGCUUCGAACACAGCACCCAAAGUCCCAGAGGAUCCUCCGGAUGUGUCUGACAUGCUGCAGUUCUCUCUGGACUCUUCAGGUGGCGCCUGUGUGAUCAGUCUCAGCCUGAUGUCUCUGGGGCUGCUGAGUGUGUACGUGUCCAUACCCAAACAGAUGGUGGUGGUGGACAGCAACCUGGUGGACAACGAUGUGGUCAAGAGUAUGGCAGCACUGGAGGAAGAGGAUGACGAUGAUUACGACGGUGAGGAGUGUGAGGGGAGAAAGAAGCUGGAGGUGAAGGCACAUCAGGCCUCACACACCAACUACCUGAUGAUGCGAGGAUACUGCUGCCCAGGCAUAGUCAAACUACGUAACCUCAACACCAAUGACAACAUUGUGGUGGAGUCGUGCAUUAUGAAGUUGCAGCUGCGCAGCACGCCUGCUCACAACAUGUUCACUAUGGAGAACUGUCCCCCACUGGACCUGACUAAAUGUGGUCCAUCCCUGCUGCCCCCCAUCCUCACCUACACCGUCUGCUCCCCCUCCUCCUCUUCUUCCCACAGUGUGGAGGAGUGUGACAGGCUCUUGAUUCAGCAAAGAGGAUACACUCCUCAGGAUAUAGAAGCGUGGGCUCAGCUGAGGAGGAGCUUAUAUGAAGCUGGUCAGAAUGGUUUGGACGUGCAUGAUCUCUACCAGGCUCACACACACCUGGAGGAGCCACGGUCCGGACGCACCAGGAGCCUGCAGCAGUACAUGAAGGAGUUACAAGAAGAAGGCCAGGUGGUGAAAGCUGGGGGUCUGGGUGUCCGCUGGGUGCUCACACAGCACGCUGAACCGUGGCUGCUGACUGUAAACACCAAGCAAUGGUCCCAGUCACGCUUCACAUCUGACAAACUCCCAUUUUUGGAGAAUGAGCACCACAUCCCCUUCAUGCGCAAGAGGUCCAGGCUAGAAGGCCAACACGCAGCAGAGGAACCACCAGCCAAAAAACCUGCUGUGGACAGACAAGAGAGCGAAGACAAAGAGGAGGUGGAGGGAGGGUCAAGCGAUUUAACAAGAGAGAAACUGAACGAGGAAGCACAGCUGGAAAAGCAGAAAGAGAGUGCAGAUGUGGGAAGUGGAGACAAACAGCUGGAUUCGAAAGAAGAGGAGGGAGGAAAACAGACGCACCAUGAAGUGGAAGCGAAGGAGGGUGCUGGACGAGAGAAGAUGGAAACUGAGGAGGGACAGGAAGAAGAGAGAGAGCAGAGAGUCAGAAAGGACCGUAUACAUGCUGAAAGAGAUGAAGACGCAUGCUCUCCCCUUAAUGUUGAUGAAAAUGUGAGUUUCAUCAGCCGGCCGUGGCGCAUGGUGGAUGGUACGCUGAACCGGCAGGUGUGUAAGGGCAUGCUGGAGGCCACUCUUUACCACAUCAUGUCCCGACCCGGACUCACACUGCAGACGCUGGUGGAACAUUACAAAGAUGUGCUGCAGCCAAUGGCGGUGCUGGACCUCAUGCAGGCACUUAUAGACAUGGGCUGCGUGACGAAGAAAACUCUGGUUAAAGGUCCUAAGCCCUCACUGUUCACUCGCUCCGUGCACCAGACAAGAAAGGAGACGGACGUGAAGAUUGAGGAGCCAGAUACAGUGUUUUAUGAGCCCACCAUCAGCUGCUGCCUGCGGCUCAGCCAGGUGUUACCCAACGAACGUCACUGGAACUACUGUAUACCGUGAAAGUCUUCAUCCACUUCACACGACCUGCGCGUGAUCUUACCUGGCUUGACCUGGCAUCAGGUUAGGUACACGAUAAGGCUGAUGAAGUUGAAGCUUCAAGAAGCUGAGUAAAAAGUUGUAUCAGGCCGUUGUGAAACCUAAAUAAUGUGAUUUUACAAAAAGUGUCAUGUCAUCAAUUCUGGUUUUACAGAACAGGGAUUUCUUUGUACUUUUUGUUGUUAUUUUUGUUCUAAAAUUAAAAAUAAUUUUUUUUUGUGGUCAGUUUUUUGUACUCUAAUUUAAAAUUAUAAAUAAAAAUGCAUCACAUUACAUUCUUGACUUUUGUGUUGCAGCAAAGUGGGGGUGUUUUGGUAGUGAAAUUUUUAAGGUAUUGUUCCACUCAGGAAGGGUGAUGUGAAUUUCCUCUUGGCAGGGUUACUUUGAAGCAACAUGCCUCAUGAUUUUAUUGGAAGAAUACAACUGUUGAUCUGGUUAAUCUGCCAAAUAUGAUCUCAGUGGGUGUUGGACUUGAUGCAGGUUGUGCCAUGACACUUGAUUCCCAUCCUGUUUUCAUGGAUAACAUCCCUUAGUUUGCUGAUGCUCUCCUUUUUUGCCAAUAAUGUAUUUGUGUUGGAUUUAUCAGACUGUUUUUUUUCCAGCCAGCCUAGUGUAGACGGAGUAGAGCGGAGUAGCAUGAAUUUAGCAGCGGGAAUCUGUAUUUUGUUACCUGUGUGAGGUGCGCAGGCAUUCAUGCAGCUGCACAAGAUAAAAACAAAACAGGGGGCCGACUCAUCAAAACAUUGCUCCAUAGUGCUCAUACUUGUGCAGUGCACUAGUAUCAGGGGAGUGUCAUAUGUACUAACCUCCAGCUAAUGAGCUUUGACCACUGACCAACUCAAUGAGAUAGCUGAGGUCAUUUAACCACUCAGUCAAACCAUUCCCUCAUGCCCUGUACCGAAGCAUCUGUGUUUGUCAUGAUUCUUUAUUCAUUCAUUCAGGUUUUCCUUUUAUUAUGUCACCUGUCUGUAUGUGGACUCAAGGUGAGGAGACCUCUGAAGGACCUGCUGAAGAAAACGCAUCCACUGUAAGUUCAACCUGAUUUUUCAUUUAAAAGGAUCAGAAUGCACAAGUAGGUGAUGUAUUCUGCACCUUCACAAACCUUCUUUAGCUCAAACGUCAAAAGUAUUACAAAUACAUUUAAAGAAAUAUUCAAAUAACUAAAAGGAGAAGCAGCAGAUCCUCACAUUUGAGACGGUGGAACCAUGAAAUGUUUGGAAAGUUUUCUUAAAUCAGCUAAUUGUUUCAGCUAUACUUGUAUAUAUUGUUGGGUAGUUUAUUUUAUUAAAAAGGAUGAUAUUUUAUAACCUCGUCCUGUUUUAUAUGCAAAAAUCUUAAUUGGUGAAGUAACUAAAAAGUACAUUAUUUCCCUCUGAAAGUUAAGUACAAAUACCUCAAAUUUGUACUUGGCUACUGAGGAGGUUUGGCUGCUGGUGUCUGCACAGCUUGUUCUUGUAAUCAGUGACAUACUGCAACCUACAAUUCCCUUAACGCUUCUGAAGUUAGUAAACAUGACACCACCCUCUGAAGCUGUUCUUUUCCAGUGCACUCACACUGGUCUCAGAAAACCUCCAAUAUUUCUGCUCCUAUAUGGAGUCCUGUCUUCUUGUGUGUGAACUUGAGAGGGUGAAGCAACAUAAGAAUAUGUUAAAAACGGAGACUUUAAGAAUAAUGCAGUGGGUAGUGUAUAAGGACUGUUGAGGAGUAAAUGAGAGUGGAGUGGUGAGCAUGACUUUGUCCAGUAAUCACAGUAAUGGGUGUCAGGAAACGACUUAUAUCCGCAGGAAGUUGAGGAAUGUUCUUAUCUUUCUCCAGUUGAUCUGGGGUCAGCUUCCUCUGCUCUGUAUCCUUGAAGUACCAAACUUUCAGUUUUUACCACAUGAGACUGUUGUCUCUGGGCGUGCGUCUAUGGACUUCCUUAAAUAGAUACCACUGGCAUCUUCCCAAAUACAGACACAUUACCUAGAUAUUAACACACAGCUUCAAUUUAAUGCAAGCAAAAAGAUCUCUGCUGUAACCCCAAUAGGCUACGAUGGAGGUGAAUAGUGUUUUGUUUGUGGUACUUGAAACAUUCAAAAUUGAUAUGAAUUAUACUGGAUAAUCCAGAGAUUUCAUGGGAGAUAUUUUCUAUCAGAGUCUUACUAAUUGAGCUGCAGAGAUUAUUAAUCAUUAAUUAUUAAUUUUGAGUGUCGAAUUCUUGUGAACGCAAUAUCUCAUUAACAUCUUUAGGGAAUUUCUUCAAAUUUGCCAAAAAUGUCCAUUUGGACUCAAACAUGAACUGAUCAAAGUGGUGAUCAAAGUUCAUGGUCACUGUGACAUCACAGAAUCCAUUUUUGGCCUUAUUUUACAAAAACAUACACUAAUUAUGACACAAUUUAACUCAAACGUCUCUGAGGAUAAGAUGAAGUGACGACAGCUUUCAUCCAAAUGGUCCAAUGACAACUCCACUGUGUUUCCUGCGGGUCCCCAGCAAAAAGGGGAAUCUUUUUUUCUCAUUGUGAUUCCAUCUAUUAGUAAAACAAAGACAGAGUGUAUGACUGUUUGGAUCAUGGGUUUCAAACACUUUCUGUAAUAAAACAUCUAAAAGCAAAAAUCUAAUCAGAGGUGGGUCUGUGGGUCUAAUUCGUGUCAGUUCAGGGAUCCUGGAUGAGAAAAGGUUUGAGAACCAUUGUUGUGAAGUACCUUUUAAUAUGCAUUGGGAGCGGUUUAGGGAGGGUCUAUAAACACGUCUAGCCUGGUUCUCAAAUGGAGGUCGUGAUCUUAAACUGAAUAAUGUCACUUUCACUUUCACAGGUUUCCAACUUUGAGGACAUAACUGAAAAAGAGAGGACGUGUGUAGUAAAAACAGGCUGCGGUGCCAACAUUGUUCUACUACAAUAGACCAUUAAAUCGAGGGACUGAAUUUAUAUAGUGCAUUCACUCUGACCGUCUUCAGGGUUCAUGUUUGGUGAUUUUCAUUUUCUAUCUUAUGAGAAUGGAAAGAAAGUUUUUGGUUCUUUCGGUGGUUUUUCUGAUGAGUUCUCUGCGUGACUUCCAUGUCUCCAGUUGUGAUCCAAGCUGUGCAGAGAAACCUGAGUUCACUCCUUCCAGACUGGUGGUGAAGUAUGGUGAUGCAACCUCUGCCAGAUGCUCCGUGUGCGAGCCCUGCUCAAAAAACAUUUAUAAUUUGGAAAGAGCUCUGGGAAGCCAUACAAUUAAUGGAACCACAAUUGUAUGGAAGGUUGAAAAGAUGACUGAAUGGGACACAAAUACAAUGUGCUAUUUUACUAAUGAUACUACUAAUCACCAGUGUUGCACCACCCUGCCUAUAACUGUGUACAAGCCUCCAGACCGUGUCUCCAUCAGCUUUCUUAAUCACACUGGGCCGAUGUUCAUGGGCCAUGACUACGCUCUGCAGUGUGAAGUACAGAACGUUGCUCCUGUUGAAAAGCUCAGUGUGACGUUCUACAGAGGACAAACAGCACUGACUCAACUACAGUCCAACAACACACACAAGAAACCAGUGACUGAGAUCUUCUCUCUGAGCAUCACCCCCAGAAAAGAAGAUAAUGGACUCCAGUACUGGUGUGAGGCCAAGCUGGAACUGGGACCUGAAGGACCAGAGCUCCCUCCACUGGUGACAUCACAAAGAGCCACUGCCACUGUUUACUACGAGCCUCAGCUAGAGAGUUCAUCACAUCCAGAUCCGAUCACCGUCACAGUAGGAAACCCUCUACAGCUGAACUGCUCGGCUGCGGCGAACCCCGGCCCCUCAUACUCCUGGAUGCACUCAUCACAUCGCCUUUCCACCUCUCUGCACAGCCUUCUCUAUAUCAAAUCUGUAACUUCCGAGAAUGAAGGGCAGUACAUCUGUAUGGUCAGCAACAAUGUAGGGUAUAUCAAUGUCACGUUUAACGUGGUUGUCAAAAGUUUGCCACCAACAGCCAAACCCACAACCUCCGUACUGCCCAACAGCACCGACAGCAGACCAAGUCACAGGUUCAUUAUGUGUUUUAUGCUUUUAUUACAUGUAAUCAAAUGCCUCUAAAGCUAUGAAGGUAUAGUUGAGUACAGAAGUUUAUAUACACUUUGGUUAAAGUCAUUAUUACAAUUUCUUUAGCCUCUCCACAGAUUUCAAAUGGGUUUUCAAAAUGGACAAUGAUCCCAAACAUAGCGUAAUAAUUUAAGGACAACAAAGUCAAGGUGUCUGAGUGACCAAUGCUACCAAAUACUAUCAAAGUGUAUGUAAACGUCUGACUCACGGGGAAUGCGAUAAAAGAAAAAUAAAAGCUGAAACAAAUCUUUCUCUCUGCUAUUAUUCUGACAUUUUACAUUCUUAAACUGAAGUCGUGAUCCUAACUGACAUAAGAGAGGUAAUGUUUAUUAGGAUUAAAUGUCAUGAAUUGUGCAAAACUCAGUUUAAAUGUAUUUGUCUAAGGCAGUGCAAACUUCUGACUUCAGCUGUAUAUACUGUAGCUCACAUCUGGGGCUGGUUGCACAAACACUUUGACUAUGUGUAUUGUCACUAUAGAAAAUAACAAAUAGUCAGACUUCAGAUAGACGUCUGAAUUCAUCCGCUGCACAAAGCAGUUUGGUUUUUGACUAACCUAAGCCAGUCUGCGGCACAAUGAAUUCUGGGUAAAUUACUGUUUAAAAUAAAUAGAUGAAUAAAUCAAAAUGGCCGACAGAGGAAUCGCACUUACCGCAGAGGAAAAUGUAGUUACAAGGACGUUUUACUUCUGCGGAGAGUGUAACAAUAAAAAAAAAUCUGAUUUGGUAAAAAAUGGCCGCGGUCUCUAAAAACUCUUUCCCUUUGCUUUGCUCUCUCCAUAACUAUGUUAGAAAACCACAAAUUAUGAACUAUGUUUUCCUGUUUGUUGUUGUUGUUGUUGUUGUUGUUGUUGUUGGUUGGUACUGCUCAGUGCAAGUGUCAUUGACCGUUACCAUGGUAACAUCGUUAGCCUGGAGGUAAGGUGUCUAAUUUUUUUUUUUUUUUGGCUUAAAAUUAGUCGGUCAUUAUUUUUGUGAAACGGUCUGGCUUCUUUUAAUCUAUGAUAUAAUCUAUAAUCUAUAAUCUAUAAUCUAUGACUGGUCUACAGACCAGUCUAAAAUAUCUUUGUGAAACCGGCGCCUGAUGUCAAAAGUUCUCCACAUAUACUUGGAUGCUAGCUUGCUGUAAGGAUGCUUUUUACUAUGUAAUACUGAUAUAUAAGCAGUAGGAUCAAUGGUUGUACAAAAUCUUGUGCCAAUAUUAGUACAUAUUGAUAUAUUUCACGAAAGAAUCGGGGGAAAUACAGGAAGAGAGGAUCACCAAUGUUAUUAGGAUUUAUCCUCUCGCUAUCACGAAUGUCUGUGCAAAAACAUAAUGGAAAAAUCUAUCCAAUAGUUGUUGAGAUGUUUUAAUCUGGACCAAAAAUACUGGUUGAAAGGUUCAAUAAAUGUUAUGUUGUUGCCAUAA
Molecule: messenger RNA, 12421 nt
Organism: Seriola aureovittata
Lineage: Eukaryota; Metazoa; Chordata; Actinopteri; Carangiformes; Carangidae
Product: general transcription factor 3C polypeptide 1-like
Exons: 44
Coding region: 241-6948 (2235 amino acids)
Biological process (GO): transcription initiation at RNA polymerase III promoter; 5S class rRNA transcription by RNA polymerase III
Cellular component (GO): transcription factor TFIIIC complex
Molecular function (GO): DNA binding
Source: RefSeq, a predicted model, not a curated record